This is a messenger RNA of Protobothrops mucrosquamatus (brown spotted pit viper), 3599 nucleotides long. It is a transcript of the gene ATP13A2, whose product is annotated as ATPase cation transporting 13A2. Gene Ontology annotation, biological process: regulation of mitochondrion organization; intracellular calcium ion homeostasis; autophagosome-lysosome fusion. The record is from RefSeq and is a predicted model, not a curated record. Gene Ontology annotation, cellular component: membrane. The transcript has 29 exons. Gene Ontology annotation, molecular function: P-type transmembrane transporter activity; ATP binding; ATP hydrolysis activity. NCBI's taxonomy places the organism in Eukaryota, Metazoa, Chordata, Lepidosauria, Squamata, Viperidae.
AUGUCGAAAGGUAAUAGCAGCCUGUCCGGAGAGCAGCAGCUGAAUUACCAUUCUUUGGAGCAGAGUCCCUGCAAAUCCUCUACGGAAGUGAAGGGCUACCAGAGAAAAACAUGGAAGACGCUGGUCUGCCACUCCGUCUCCGUGCUCACUCUGGGGCUCCCCCUGGCCAUCUUCCACUGGAAGCCGCACCUGGAGAUCUACGCCAAAUGCACGCCCUGCCCCUUGCGCCAGGCGGACUGGGUGCUCAUCCACGAUCAGCCAGGACGGUGUUUCGCAUCCAGGGUCCAAACACAGCAGAUAGAGGAUGGCAGCCCGGAGUCCGGAACCGACGAGGGGAGAAGCGCUAUCGCCGUGGGCGUUUCAGAUGACCAGACAGGAAGACAGGACACAAUAUGGCUGCACCAGAAAGAAGAGAACGUUCUGCGCUACUACUCCUUCGAAGGUGUGCGCUACCUCUGGGUGGAAAGGCGAGAGGCCUACUGCAGGGCCAGCACGCUGAAUGAAGACUGGACGUGCUCCGAUCUCCACCUCUCCUGCCGUGGUCUAAGCGUCCAGGAACAGUCUGCCAGGCACCUUUCCUAAAACUGUGCACCCCUUGUACCCUGCCCCUUCUUUGACAGAAAGAUGAUUUACGGCCCAAACCUGAUUGACGUGCCGGUGAAGUCCUACUUCCGGCUGCUGAUGGAUGAGAUCUUGAAUUUGUUCUACUUUUUCCAAGUGUUCAGCAUCACUUUAUGGAUCUGCGAAGAAUAUUACUCUUACGCCAUCUGCAUCUUCAUCAUUUCCACCAUCUCGAUCGGACUCUCUCUCUACGUCACCAAAAAGCAAAACAGGACUCUCCGGGACAUGGCCAAAGUGGUGACCAGCGUGCAGAUUUGCCGACCUUCUGGAGAGAGAGUGGUGGUGAGUUCCGUGGAUCUCGUGCCAGGAGACGUCCUGGUGGUCUCUCCAGAGGGGAUGCUGGUUCCCUGUGAUGCCGCCCUGCUCAACGGCGAGUGUGUGGUCAACGAAAGCCUUCUGACUGGGGAGAGCACGCCGGUCCUGAAGACCCCUUUGUCGAAAGGCCCGGAAGAAGCCAGUGCCAUCUAUUCCCCCGAAGAUCACAAACGACACACCCUGUUCUGCGGGACACAAGUCAUCCAGGCGCGAUCCUACGGAGACGCUGACAUCCUGGCAGUUGUGACCCGCAUUGGCUUCUACACAGCCAAAGGGGAUCUCAUCAGCUCCAUCCUUCACUCCAAGCCAUUGAAGCUCCGAUUCCAUAACGAUGCUUGGAAGUUUGUCACCUUCCUCGCGAUCUUGGCCAUUGGUGGAACCGUCUAUAGCAUCAUCAUCUUAAAGAGGAACCAGGUUUCCCAGUGGCUGCUCGUCAUCCGUGCUCUGGACAUCGUGACGGUGGUUGUUCCCCCAGCCUUGCCAGCGGCGAUGACCAUGGGCACCAUGUACGCUCAAAGCCGGCUGAAACGCCAGGGCAUUUUCUGCGUCAGUCCACAACGCAUUGACCUCUGUGGGAAGGUGCGCUUGGUUUGCUUCGACAAGACAGGGACCCUGACGGCUGACGGCAUGGACAUCUGGGGCGUCGUCCCCCAGGCCAGCAGCUCUUUCCUCCCCAUCGUUCAUGACCUCUGCCGUCUGGCUGACGGACCGCUGCUUCGCUGCCUGGCCACCUGCCACACCCUCUCUCUGCUUGGAGAUCUGCCUAUAGGGGACCCGGUGGAUCUCCGGAUGUUGGAGUCUACUGGAUGGUCUCUGGUAGAAACCAAAGGGUCAGAGGUGGAGGCCUGCCUAGACCAGGACUUUGGGACCCAAGCUCUGCUCGUCAUGACUCCCCCGCGGCUGAGAGAGCAGCUCCCCAGCACGAAGCCCCCCGUCCCCAUGGCUGUCCUCCGCCGUUUCCCGUUUUCGUCAGCUCUGCGAAGGAUGUGCGUUCUGGGGAAGGCUCCCGGCAACAGCCCCGUGGAGGCUUUCAUGAAGGGAGCACCGGAGACGGUGGCCAGUCUCUGCAAGAGAGAAUCAGUCCCGCAGGAUUUUUCCCAGCAGCUGCACCAGUUCACAAGCAGCGGGUUCCGUGUUCUGGGGCUGGCUUACAAGCCCUCGGUGGCCGUGGGGACCUUUGAAGAAGCCCAGGAGGUGACCAGAGACUGGGUGGAGGCGGACAUGAUCUUCCUUGGGCUCCUGGUCCUCAAGAACGUCCUCAAGCCCGAGACGGCACCCGUCAUCCGUGUGCUGCGCAGUGCGGGGAUCCAAACCGUCAUGGUCACAGGGGACAACAUGCUCACUGCAGUGAACGUGGCGAGGAGCUGCCAAAUGUUGGAGGCGCAGGAGCGGGUGGUGUUCGUGAAUGCUGCGCCGCCCAGCCACGGCAAGCAAGCUGCCCUCACCUUCACUCCUUCCGAUGUCUCUUCGGAGCAGGGUGCCCACCGCCAAGACGGCGACUUCCAGGAACAGCAGCCGUCCUCCUUCGCCUUGAACGGGAAAUCCUUUGCGGUCCUCUGCGAGUGCUUCCCAGCCCUCCUGCCCAAGAUAUUAGUCCAAACGACUAUUUUCGCACAGAUGUUACCUGAUCAGAAAACUCGCUUGGUCGAGCAUUUGCAGCAGCUGAACUACUGCGUGGCGAUGUGUGGCGACGGGGCCAACGACUGUGGGGCUCUGAAGGCAGCCGAUGUGGGCAUCUCGCUCUCCGAAGCGGAGGCCUCGGCGGCAGCACCAUUCACUUCCCAGAUGGAUAAUAUCAAGUGCGUCCCCAUCACCAUUAGGGAAGGAAGAUGCUCCUUGGUCACCUCCUUCGGCCUCUUCAAAUACAUGGCCUUCUACAGCCUCACGCAAUUUGUUUCCGUGCUCCUGCUGUACACGAUCAACACCAACUUGAGCGACGGGCAGUUCCUGUUCACCGAUCUCAUCAUCACCACCACGAUGGUCGCUCUCAUGGGCAAGACCGAGCCUGCCGAGGACUUGGGUCUCCGGCGCCCGCAGGGAGCCCUGAUCAGCCUCGCCGUCCUGGGCAGUCUUUGCCUCCAAACGGCUCUCAUCGUGGCCGUCCUGGUGAUCGUCUACUUCAUCACCAUCUCCCAGCAGUGGUUCACCCCUCUGAACAGCACUCUGUCCGCCCCCGCAAACCUGCCAAAUUACGAGAACACGGUUAUCUUCUGCACCUCGGGGUUCCAGUAUCUCAUCUUGGCGGUGGUCGUGUCCAAAGGCCGACCUUUCCGCAAGCCGCUUUAUACCAACGUGCCCUUUUUGAUUGCCUUACUCUUGCUCACUGGCUUCAUGAUCUGGCUGACCGUCUUUCCGCUGGCCUUCAUGCAAAAGCUCCUGCGUUUGAAGAGCCCCAGUGACCUGAGCUUCAAAGUGAUCUUGCUGGGAAUGGCUGCUCUCCACUUCUUCGUGGCUUUCGUGCUGGAGGUGGGCCUGGACCACGGCCUGCUGAACGGCUUCCGGAAGCUGCGACGCAAGAAGGCAUCCAAAAAGCUUUACAAGCAGCUGCAGUGGGAGCUUAGCCAGGAGAAGAGCUCGUGGCCGCCUCUCCACGCACCUCUCUUUGCCCCCACCGGAACCUCCCCAGCCACAAGAUGACACCAGUCGGUGACCGUCUCUGUGUC